Labrus bergylta (ballan wrasse) is the source of this 3685-nucleotide messenger RNA. The record is from RefSeq and is a predicted model, not a curated record. Lineage: Eukaryota; Metazoa; Chordata; Actinopteri; Labriformes; Labridae.
UGGAUGGAUCAGUUUAUACUUUCACUUCUUUUAUUUUUAAAUUUUUAUGACAGAAAAUAUUCCUUGAAUAGAAUCUUGAAUGUUUACUUUGGUUAUUCUUAUGUUGAGGUGGCUCCAUGUUUGUGGUGGACGAGGGGGCCUCAGCCUGUCUCUGUGGGGGGGUUCUUGGGGCCUCGGACCCCGACAGCCCACCGGACCAGCUGACCUUUCACCUGGAGACACUCCCCCUGCACGGCUUCCUGGAGAACACGCUGCCAACGCCCGGCUCUGAGAAGAGCAAUGCAGGAGUCCGAGUUGAAUCCUUCAGUCUCGUCCACCUGACCUCCGGUUUCAUCAACUACGUCCAAUCAGAAAGCAAAGGGGCGGAGCCAACUGUCGACCAGCUGUCCAUCAGUGUGAGUGACGGGCUGCAUCACUCCGCCCCCGUCCCCUUUUACGUCAUCAUCAAUCCAACCAAUGAUGAGACACCUUCACUGCAGCUCGCCAACUUCACCGUGAAGGAGGGCGGGAUGAGGGAGCUGACCCCCUCCAUACUGAACGCUUUCGACCUUGACGCCCCUCCGGACAUCCUGACCUUCACCGUGGAGCGACCGCCUGCUCACGGCAGCCUGAUAAACGCCAUCUACGGCGCCGAGAUGAGCCGCUACGAGGAGACGGGAGCCGACCUCCUGCAGAGGAGCCUCCCCGUCACCUCCUUCACCCUGCAGGAGCUCCGACAAGGCAUGAAGAUCGUGUACAUGCACGAUGACACAGAAACCCUGAAGGACGCCGUGGCUCUGCGGCUGACAGAUGGCGUCCACGCGGUGCGGGGGACGGCUCAGGUCACCGUGCUGCCGGUCAACGACGAGAAGCCCCGACUGCUCAAGAACGCAGGCUUGCAGGUGGACUCAGGUGAGCGCAGGGUGAUCUCCAAUGUGGUCCUAGAGGCCGCAGACCUGGACACGCCCCCAAACCAGGUGUUCUACUUCCUCAACGCUGCACCGCGCUUUGGUAAACUCCAGUUCAAGACAGAGUCCGGUUGGAGCGAGCUGUCGGCCGGUCACAACUUCACGCAGGACGCCGUGGAGAUGAACCGUCUGUGGUACGCACACACCGCCGCCGCCAAUGCCGCCGGAUUCAAAGGUCAUGACAGCUUCCGCUUCACCCUCAGCGACCUGGACAACGAGAGCCCGGCGCAGAGCUUCUUCAUAUCUGUCCACACUGUGCAGAAAGGUGACUUGGUGCUGCUGAGCAAGGCGGUGCGUCUGUCGGAGGGUCAGCGAGUCGUCCUGAACACCGACAUCCUGCUGGCGUCAGACUCGUCAGGUCGUCCAGAGGAGCUGGUCUACACCGUGUCCGUCCCGCCUCGACACGGCCUGGUCCACGCGGUCCAUCAGCCCGGGGUCCCGCUGGUCUCCUUCACACAGCUGGACGUCGCCGCUCACCGAGUGUGUUACACCCACGACAACAGCCACCACGCAGACGCCGACUCCUUCAGUUUCGUCGUCACAAACGGCGACUCGUCCCGCAGCGGCACCCUCCACUUCACCAUCAAGCACGGCGACCGCAUCCCGCCGACCCUCCACCAUAACACGGGCCUGCAGCUCCAGGACAGCUCCACGCAGACCAUCACGGCCGAGCAGCUGCAGCUCACCGACCCGGACGGCGCCGCCAACCUGAGCUUCAUCGUCACGCAGCCGCCGCAGUACGGUAAACUGCUGCUGGGAGGAGUCCCGAUGUCGUCGCCGCUCAGGUUCACCCAGACGGACGUGGACGAGCUGAAGGUGGCGUACAGGCACGACCCGAGCAGCCCCGCAGAGAUCGACAGGUUCUACUUCCUGGCGACGGACGGGAGCAACAGAGGAUACCUGGAGUUUGGGCAGCUGAAGGAGGAGCCGGCUGUUUUUAACGUUCAGGUGCAACGCGUGGACCGGACGCCUCCCAGUCUGACCACCAGGAGGAGCCCCAGCACCGUGGUGGACCUGGGCGGCGGUCGAUACGGCGUCUUCAUCACCUCCAAACACCUGCAGGCCUCGGACCCCGACAGCCCCGCGGAGGAGCUGGAGUUCUCCAUCACCAGACCGCCUCACUUCGGAUACCUGGAGAACGCUGUCACAGGAGCUUACAUUAAAGGUCGUUUCACGCAGCGGGACGUGGACCAGCGUGCCGUCGUGUUCGUCCUCCCCGUCGAUAUGGAGGUGACGGCCGACAGCUUCGAGUUCCGCCUCAUUGACCCGGCAGGAAACAUGGCGCUGCCCGAGAUACUGGACCUGUCCUGGUCUCGGGUGGAGUUGUCGGUGACCUGCUACCGAACCUGUGAGACGGCGGGGACGCUUCAGAUCCAAAUCCAACGCAGCGGAAAGAGCGUCGACCCGGCGUACAUAGCUAUCCAGGUGGAGGAGGGAUCGGCCAAACCCGGCAGAGAUUUCACCCACAGCACAGCCGCUCUCAUCCAGUUUGACCCAGGAGUCAGCGUGAAAACCUGGAACAUCUACCUGAUAGACGACGGUCUGGAGGAAAAUCACGAGACUUUCACUGUCACCCUGAAAAAUCCGAAAAACGCCGUCCUGGGACAGAGGACCUCCGCCAGGGUUGAGAUCAUCGACCCCAGAGGAGGACGGUGCGAUCCAGACGACCUGAGGGUGGAGGAGGAGGAGAAGCGGCUCCCUCCUCCUCGCCUCCCUGAUCCCCCCAGGCUGAGGGAGGAAGAGGACCCUGUCACAGACAUCGAGGCAGAGCUGCUGUGGGAGAACCAGCCUCACCCUCCUCGAGGAGACGUCCCAAACCGCCGGCCCUACCUGGACUAUGGAGAGGGAGAACCCCAGGACCAGGCGGCCGGUUACACCCACAUCCACCCCCAAAGCAGGCAGCAGCCAGGGACCGGGAACACCGGACACAGGGUCAGAGAAGGAGGAUUAAAGGUCCAUCUGUCAGGAGAGAGGAGGUCUGAGGAGAAGGUGUGGACGUUCCACAGUAUGACUCCUCUCCGGCUGGAGGAGCUGAAGCCGGGUGAUGUCGGGUGGAGUCGCUGGUCUCACAGUCGCCUCCUGCAGGAGCUCCCGGUUGGUGACCCUCCUCAGAUGGAUCAUCCAGAACCCAGAAACCAGCCAGAGCUACGCCAGCGCAAGACGGGGAAGUCGGUCACCAGCUCGUGUCCCGACGGUUGGACUCACUACAGGAGACGCUGCUACGUGGUCAGCACGUCUGUGGCGAGCUGGGGCAGUGCAGAGAGGACCUGCUCACUGCUAUUUAACAGCAGCCUGACCAGCGUGCGCUCCAGAAGAGACAUGACCUGGCUGUGGAAGUUUGCAGGGAGGAAGCCAUUUUGGAUCGGUCUGUCUGGAGGUCCCGGUCGCUGGAUGUGGGCUGACGGUCGCUCUGUGUCCUUCUCCAGACUGAGGGGGGCGCCGCCGGGCAGCAGUGAGUCCGACGUAGGCUCUGACUGCGUGCUGGUCGAAACGCCCCGAAGCUGGAUCUCCACGAGCUGCUCCCCUGAAACCCAGCACACGUUUAUCUGCUCCUCUUCGGCUCACACUCACUGAGACGCGCUCAGCUGAUUCACUGCUACCCGUCCGUACAACCUCUGUGAACAUGUUACAUAUUUAAUGACACGCUACGAUGCUGCUCUGUACAUUAGUUUAUAUUUUUGUCAUAAUAAAGAUUGAUGCACAACCCAAAAUGAGACUCUUUAUUUAAGAACUAAAGA